AUGAAGCUUGACCACGAAGCUGGUCUGGGGGUUUGUGACAAUGGCAAUGUCAACCUCAGGCAAGUCUCAAUGAUCACAGCGACCUCAAAGGCUUGCCGGCUUAUUGGGAGCAGACAGUUGAAGCCUGCCCUUGCCCCAUCGACGGGAGUAAGAUGGUAUUCCCAAGCCACGCAGCCUUGCCAUCGAAAACUCCCCCAAUCCUUCCCCGAACUUCCGCGAACACAACUCUUUCGAUAUGUGCUGACAGGGUCAACACGGACGUCCAGAAAUGACAAACUAAGUACAGACCUUGACGGGCAAUUGGAAGAGCUAUUCGCAAGAGAGAAACUCCCCAAGAAACUGGGCGAAAACGCGCCCAAUGCACAAGGUGGCCCCACCGAGCUCCGCCUACGCCUAAAGGACGGUGAUGUCCUAUCGAAAAUACAAUCCGAGAUCCAAAUAAAAGUCAAAGACCAAAAUGCUGGAACCAAACUUGUUAAUUCCCUCCCUCUACUCCGAGAGGCUCUUGCUCAAUGCGAAAGCGAAACGCAAUGGGACGAUCUCCUGGCAACCAUCAACGGAAUUUUGGCAAGGCUUCAAAAGCUCGAGGUUGCGGAUACCAAGGAGUUACUUCUUUUGGGCAUGCGAUACGCGGCCCGGUGCUUCUCCGCCCCAGCAUUGCGACAUUACUUCAGCAAAUACUCUGAGGGUGGAUAUGGCUACUUGACCCCGGAAGCUGCCAAUGAACUCGUCAAGGACUUGGCCCACGGCCUAGAGAUGAGAACCUUCGACGAUCCUAGGAUGGAUAAAGUUAUUUCGGGCAUUAAUGGCCACGGCUCUCUCUCCGAGAUGCUUCGUUCUCUUCUCGAUUUAUCACAUCCAUCAGAGUGUGCCUUUCUCGAGGCUUAUGUCAAGCUUUUGGGCCAACUUGGUGACCAGAAACGAUUGACCGAGAUACGGCCACUUAUACAAACCGAUAUGGCGCACGGUCGAACAACAACGUAUCUAACAAACGCAGCGGUAAAUUGUUUGGAGGCUCUGGUCAAAUCGGGCAACUCACAGGCAGCCAUCGAAGCAGCGCGGGAUCUAUCGCGUCAUUGUGAUUUAAACGUGUUGCUCCCAGUGCAUGUAUGGGUGCUACUAAUCCAGCAUGACCAAGAGGGUCUACUUCGUGAACUCCCAAGCGACAAAGCAAUCCAGUCAAUGCUCACCCGAGAACUACGUGCUAUUGAAUUGAACUUGGGUGUGCGAUGGACCGACGAAGAGCGGGGGAGCCAUAUCUACUCUCGCGAAACGCCUAUUUGGUGCAAUAAUGGCAACCCUGAAGAAGCGUACCAAGCGCUUGGAAUGGACCGCCUAGUUCCGCCCACACGCCAUUUGCUAGACCUAUUUGGAACCACCAUUCCGUCGAAAUCAAUUUCAAAUCUAUCUGGCAUUGCUGAGUUAUUGAACGAAUACGAGGGUGUCGAAAUACCCUUGUGUUCAGCGCGGGAUGACCACCUUGGGCCUCUAGAGCUCGCCUGGGUAAUCCAGUGCUCACCCAUUGAGAUAACGAAGAAUCGUGAAAUCACAGCGGAAUAUGUGCAUAAUUCUUCUCAACUCUCUUCGCUUGGCCUAUUGCGAGUUCGCCUAGACUGCAAUGGCGUUCCUAGAAAGAUUGGCCCCCACCUUCAUUUGAUGCAGCUUGGAUAUGUGGUGAUGCGGAAAAAAGCGGCCUGCAGAAAAUCCCGGGUUCCAACACCAGAAGAACCUGAAAGAUGGGCGCCGACAGGCCACGUCGUUGGAUGGGAUCGGCAGAAGGGCAGACUUGUUCUUCUGUGGGUUGGCAAAGGCUAUGGUGUGAUGAAUGCCGGACUCGUACGUCCCACCGCGCCAUCGUAUCUUCCGCACUCCUGCGCUGAGGUCGGAAAUUCGAUUGAAGAGAAGAACUCGCCUGAGACGGAUGUACCGGGACUUGGUUUAGUUGAGAUAUUCAAAGAUAUCCCGGGAUUCUGGGUCGACGUUGAUCCGGGAUUUGACUUGAAGAGCUAAACCUCGCUUGAUAUCACACCACCUCGUGUUUACCACGUGCCAUGGAGCUUCUUCGGAGCGACGACGCGCUGGAUUAAUCCCCUCUCCAAAACUUCGCACAUAAACCCGCGCCAUCCUCCCGCACCGGGGUCUGAUUCUAAAAUUUAACCCCCAGCUCAUCCUACACAACUUCCUUUGAUUACAUUCUGGAUGUACUCCGUAGUUGGGCAAGGAACACGGCAAGGGUCGAGCUCCCCGGGCGUAAAAUAACCCCUGGCUUUCAUGUAGCUCCUAAGUUCGCAGCGCUGGUACUGGGUAACAGCAAUGAUAAACUACGGAGUACAGG
This is a messenger RNA of Coccidioides posadasii C735 delta SOWgp, 2335 nucleotides long. RefSeq lists its product as uncharacterized. NCBI's taxonomy places the organism in Eukaryota, Fungi, Ascomycota, Eurotiomycetes, Onygenales, Onygenaceae. The record is from RefSeq and is a predicted model, not a curated record.